AUGACUGACAAAAUAUCAUCUUACAGAUGCGUGGUGCCGGAGUGCGAGGCUGCUAACAGCACGGAGUACAAUCCCUCGUGGCUGGCAGGCGCUCUGCCGACUGGGGAACAAGAGAAACGAUGCUACAGCCGCGCGCCCCUGGACGAUCAGCUUCCGUGCCAAGAUGGUGCAUUCACCGAAGAGCUGCGCGCCUGUGAUCAUUGGCUCUAUGCUUCUAAUAAUACCAUUGUUGCCGAGUUCAAUCUGGCGUGCCAGGAGUGGAAGAGAACUCUGGUGGGAACGAUCCACAACAUUGGGAUGCUGGUCUCACUGCCCAUCCUAGGAUACAUUUCCGAUCGUUGGGGUCGCAAGCGGGCGCUGGUGCUGAGCUGCACUCUGGUUGGUGCCAUCGGUACCCUCAAAGCAUUCUCUGUGUCAUACGAAAUGUACAUCAUAGUGGAGUUCCUGGAGACGGUAGCUGGUGCCAGUGCCUUUCCAGCUGCUUACAUACUGACAAUCGAGCUGCUAGGACAAGACAAGCGAGUACUCACCACAGCAUGUUUGGGUAUUUUGUUGGUACUUGGCGGGCUGAGUUUUGCUUUGUUGGCCAAAACCUUCCAAUACUGGCGUACCUUCAUACUGGUCGUCUACCCACCAUCAUUACUCUUCGUUUUCUAUAUUUAUCUGCUGCCUGAGAGUAUCCGUUGGCUGAUAUCAAAGAAUAGGAAAAAGGAAGCAAUGGAAAUAAUCAUGAGAGCUGCAAAAAUGAACAAUGUAACUCUAUCAGAGGAGACAAUGAUGCACUUGAAGAUGGAAGAAAAGAUCAGAAUGACAGAGGAGAAGCAGGAUUUGGAAGAAGAAAAAGGCAUUUGGAUUCAAGUGCUACAUUCGCCUAUUAUUAUGAAACGCCUUGCAAUUUGCUCCUGGUGGUGGAUUACGUGCACUUUUGUCUACUACGGACUGGCAAUCAACUCGGUGUCGCUUGCUGGUGAUAAAUACACCAACUACAUGCUGGUGGUGAGCGUGGAGGUGAUUUCAGUAGUCACUAACGCGCUGGUGCUGGAUCGUUAUGGAAGAAAGAAGACGCUGCUGGUCGCGUACGUGACCUGCGGAAUUUCUUGCGCGGCUAUAACGUUUGUACCGAAAUCGAUACCAUGGUUGACAACACUGCUUUACUUAGUAGGCAAGAUUGCAAUCACACAGGCGUUCAGCGGCAUCUAUAUGUACACGUCGGAACUUUUCCCGACGCAUGCGCGCCACUCGCUGCUCGGAUUUUGCUCAAUGGUCGGCCGUAUCGGUUCCAUCAUCGCCCCACAGAUGCCGCUACUGGCGAUAUAUAUAGAUUGGCUACCGUCAGUGCUGUUCGGUUCGACAGCCCUAAUCGCCGGUGCGUUGAUGUUGACUACCCCAGAAACCCUCAACACACGGCUACCCGAUACAAUUAGCGAGGCUGAACACAUAGCAGCAGCACCCCGGAGUCCACCUUUCUCCAACGAAACGCACCACGAAGUCGCUACCUUAUAG
Molecule: messenger RNA, 1503 nt
Organism: Parnassius apollo (apollo)
Lineage: Eukaryota; Metazoa; Arthropoda; Insecta; Lepidoptera; Papilionidae
Source: the annotation of a GenBank genome assembly